AUGUCGACCAAAGGCGGGAAGACGAAAGGCCCCCGGGAGCGGCGACCGAAGAACGCCGUCCCGCCCAACGCCAAGCCCAAGGGAUCGAGGGACGGGAACGCGGCGCGGAGACUGAAGGCGGAGGUCCCCGCGGAGGUCCCCGCGGAACGGAAGGUCAACUGGACGGAAGGUCUCAUCACGGAGGAGGUCGACCCGGAGGAGGUCCUCCAACGCCUCCAGAAGAAGAACGCCGUGGACUUCCUGGACGACAUCCUCAACGACGUCGUCACCUUCUCCGACUCCGAGGAGGAGACGCCCGAGGACGGCAAGCGGAAGCAGUCGACCCUCGACGACGUGAAGUGGCAGUGCAUCCGGCACGUGGAUUACUUCCGGAUGCUGGACUGGGUCUCCAACGGCCGAAGCGACGACAUGGACCAGGCCAAGGACCUCCUCUUCCGCCAGGACGACGAACUCGACGGGAAGUUCGACGACGACACGAACGCCACCGACGAGCAGAAGGCCGAGCGGACUGCGUCCGGCCCACCCGCCGCCGGCGCGAGUCUCGAUUAA
Messenger RNA from Darwinula stevensoni, 549 nucleotides. The record is from the annotation of a GenBank genome assembly. NCBI's taxonomy places the organism in Eukaryota, Metazoa, Arthropoda, Ostracoda, Podocopida, Darwinulidae.